Podarcis muralis (Common wall lizard) is the source of this 4512-nucleotide messenger RNA. RefSeq names its product polycomb group ring finger 6 (gene PCGF6). Lineage: Eukaryota; Metazoa; Chordata; Lepidosauria; Squamata; Lacertidae. The record is from RefSeq and is a predicted model, not a curated record.
CUUUGCGCACGCGCUUUGAAUCUGUAGCACGUUUAGGGAAGGAUCAUAGAGCUAGGAAAGAAAGGACAGGAAUAGUUCCUUUGGGUGUGAACUGCGUUCGCCCUCGCCGCCCCCCAGGCACUUCCUCGGUUGCUCCUUGUCGGUCGAAGCGGCCCGUGCAUUUGUUUCCCUCAAAGCCGCGGCGAUGAGCGAAGAGGCGGAGGCGGCGGCCGGUGAGGGGCUGGCCGAGGGAGAGCAGGAGGACGUCGACGAUGAAGAAGCGAUAGCGGGUCUGGAAGCCCCGGGCUGCUCCGGGGAAAACUCCCGCUUCGAAGCGGGAAGCCGCUCAGAGUCCAGCAACGAAGAGAUGGAGGAGGACGAGGAGGAAGAGGAAGAAGAGGUGGAGGAAGCAGCAGCAGCAGCUCUAGGAGGGGGGUCCACGGACCCCUUCGGGGGCUUUGGGAUGGAGGAAGGCGAAGAUGAGGAUGAGCGCAUGAUUAACCUCUCUGAGCUGACACCAUAUAUCAUGUGUUCUAUCUGCAAAGGGUACUUCAUAGAUGCCACAACCAUCACAGAGUGCCUUCAUACAUUCUGUAAAAGCUGCAUAGUAAGACAUUUUUACUACAGUAACAGAUGCCCAAAAUGCAACAUUGUAGUACAUCAGACGCAACCCCUUUAUAAUAUCAGGCUGGAUCGACAGUUGCAAGACAUAGUGUAUAAAUUAGUUGUCAGCUUGGAAGAAAGAGAGAAAAAGCAAAUGCAUGAUUUCUACCGAGAGAGAGGUUUGGAAAUACCUAAGCCUGCUGUUCCACAGCCAAUUGCUAUAGCCAGGGGGAGGCCCCGUAAAGUUGUAGGCUCGGUUUUCCGUAUCCCUCCAGAGCUUGACAUGUCACUACUCCUCGAGUUCAUUGGAGCUAAUGACCUGUCUGGGAAAUUUAAGCCACUGGAAAAGAAGUUUGUACGGGUUUCAGGAGAGGCAACAAUUGGACAUGUGGAGAAAUUUCUCAGAAGAAAGAUGGACCUUGAUCCUGGCUGCCAGGUAGACAUAAUAUGUGGUGAUCACCUGCUGGAACACUAUCAGACUUUGAGGGAAAUCCAGCGAGCUCUAGGGGAGAGUGCAGUGCAGGAUGGCUUACUUGUACUUCACUAUGGGCUGAUUCUUAGCAGAGAUCCCACACUUUCAAGGAUUUGUUAAAAUCCAACAUGGAGGGGCUUUGAAGAAACAAAUGAUCCUCAUUCUGGGAAGUGCAUGAUGAACAUUAAUGCACAGUUUUCACUCUGCAUAGUAAGUUAGAAUCUGAAAAAGGAAUGCUGUACAGCUAUAAAUACUGCAGUGCUGUUAUGUCAUUAACACCUAGCUAGUUCAGGGAAGAGCAAAUGUGUCAAGAUGACUGGAUUUGUCUUAAAUGCGGUUUGUGUAUUGGCAGCACUCCCAGCUGACUCCCAGGACUUAAGCUUGAAACCAGUAUUUAUCUGAAAGACAGUUUCACUGGCGUUCUCAGGGAUUAUCUCCAGUGUGCAGUGUUUUAUUGGAAAAGAUGUGUUCUUCUCAGAGACGUUUAUUGUACACUAAUGAAUGGUCUUGGUUUAGAAAUAGGAAAGGGAAACCUUUCAGUUGUGUGCCUAAAAUAGGGGGGAUAAUCACCUUUCAAAAAACCGCAAGCAUUGUAUCUCAUGGUUUAUGUGAGUAAUAGCAUUAAAAUAUGCAAUAUCCUAUAAAUUAGUUAAAAUUGGAGAGAAAUUGUGUGCAUGUUAACUAGACACCAGAAUACCUAUGCUACUCACACAGUGUGGAUGUGACAGUAGAUUGCACAGGGCUGCCUUUGAGGUCCCUUUGGAAAGCAUCAUGCAACUGAUUAUAUUCCUAUUGAAGACAAUGACCAGACUUUGUUCUAUUAAAGUCUAUCAGAAGGACGGCAGUAACCUUUCUCUAUCCCCUGCUACUUUCCUUUAAGCCCACUUCUUCUUCUGGUUUGCAGUCACUACCAUGUUUGCCUUUGUCCCUUGCAGCCUCUGCCAUAGCUCCCCUUCUUGCAGAUGUUCCACUAUAUUCUACUCCCUCCCCCAGCUUUUGUUUUGCCGCCUUUGUAGAAAAUGACUAUGUCUGUCCCCCUUCCAUGCAUAUGAGCUUGAGACAACGCCCUGUGUUUCCCAGCCAGUAGUAGUAAUGCCCUGUGAAGAAUUUAAAAAGCUCUGGUUAAAGAACAACACGAUGAAGGAGUUCAUUUUUAACAUUCCCUGUAACCUAGCCACAGCAAUGGUCUUAUUACAAAGAUUUCAUUAAACCUUGCUAUACAAUGCUUAGUCUUCAACUUUUGCAGACCCAGAAUCCACAAUUAACCCAAACAUGCACCUGGGGAUCCAUUUCAUAGUUUUCAACCAAAAAUUUGUCUAGUAUUGCUGCUGUUGUGACCUCCCUUAGACCAGGCUGUGAUAUAAUAGUGCAAGUGUGAGAAACCUGUGGCCCUUUAGAUGACUUAGACUCCCAACUCCCAUCAGCCCCAGCCCGUGUGGCCAGUGGAGAUGGAUGGUGGGAAUUGUAAUCCAGCAACAUCUGGAGGGCCACAAGUUCCCCACCCCUGUGAUAGUGGUUCCCAAACCACCAGUUGAAGAUCAAUGGCUUAAUCCAUUAUCACAUAGGCAGCAAACAAAGUUUAUGCAAUUGGAAGGGUAGAUGGAAGACACAUUACUGAUGCAACUCCCAUGCCUCUAUGGAAGGUGUCAGGUUUCUUUUGCUAAUUCUUAAUUCAUUACCUGUGCACUUAAAGAUUCUGUCCUAUUGUGGAACUAUUGUGGAACUGCUACUCCAUAGUCUUAAAGAGGCUUAGAUGUGCAUUUAUGGUGACCUGAAAAGCUAGUUUUUAGACCAAAUGUGUGUUGAAGGGUUUUGCUUUUGAAAAUGCCUUUAUGAACUCAAUUUUGUUACAAUAAAUUUUUGAUGUAGGGAUAUUCAUAAAUAUCUACCUGUUUUAUAUUCAAAAUAUCCAGUUUGCGUUCAGUAUUUCUAUAAACAACAGAAUGGAACAAAAAAUUAUUUUUGUAAAUAUUUUUGUCUAAUGUGUUAAGGGAUGAAGUAUUUAAAGUGUUAAAAAGUAGAAGCCUUCCAAAACUAUAUAAAAAAAAGAGGAAGUAUAAUAAACAUGCUGGAAAAGCAAAACUAGCAGGUAAGUAAAAAAGAAUUUGAGGCUCAUAUUGCUUAAAGAAGGAAUUCAACAAAGCACUAUGGCAAUAGUUCUGUCAGCACAAACAUUUCAGUUUGCCAGACGGAACAAUCCCCCCUAUCUUCCCCCUGCAUGCUAUUCUGGGGUUUCUCCCAACACUCCCCCUGAGCCAGCUGGAGGGGCAGUGGAAGAGGCAGAAAAGCCCUGUUUUGCUAGCUAGCCACUUGUGGGGGCCUCCAUUAGUGUGACGUGUUAGUUGAAUCCCACUCAAAACAAUGAACAGAACACUGAAAUACAUUAGAGACAGGAAAAUAGCCAGAGUGAUAUUUGGAUCAUUACAUAGCAAAGAUACAGUAAGACAUGAUUACUAAAGAAAGGUAGAGAAAUUACCGUAAUUCUAUUAUUUGCUUUGAACUUCAGUGUGGAAGAUGGUGGGCAGGUGCUAUGUCUGAUUCCCCCACUGACCCCAAGAAGGGUAUCUGAAAAACAAAGCUAAAUAGAAGUGACGAAAACUGAAGUUGUAGAACUAUCUACAAAUCACUGGGUCCAAUUGAAUAUUUUCUAACAAAAAUAUUAAAUUUGUUUAAAAUUCAGCUGACAGGAAGGUAACGAAUGAAACAUUGAUUUGUAAAAGGGUUUAAGAGGAAAGGCCAUUGCCUUAAAUAUAUUAGAGCUAUUAUUAUGCAACAUAGAACAUGCCUUGCUGAGAGAGAAUCAACAUGGCUUCUCCAAAAGGGCUUUAAAUUGAACCUAGAAACAGCUGCUCUGGGCUUUAACAUGAACCUGGAAACAAAUGGGUAACCAGUGCAUUUGUUUUCAUCCUUCUGCCUCGCCUUCAUUCUGGAUGCUUCAAGUAAUUGGGUCCCAUAAAAUGUCAUAAUUUCUAAUGUGGCUAUUGUGGUAAAGUGAUUGGGGGGGGGAAGGUGAGUGGGGGCACUGAUAGAGCUCCUUGCCAGAGAUACAAGGGACCCUAGGUACACCUUUGUAAGUACCAGUGCUGCUAAAGCUUUACACCAGUAUUUAUUUAUUUCUGGAAAAUAAAUAGUGAAACAAUUCCCCCACCCAAAUCAACAAUGCAAUGAAUUUUUCUAGUGCUUUGCAACUGUUUCUAUCUAUUUGAUACUGCUACCUCCAAUGUGAGUAUACCAUACAGUGGUAUAAUCAUUAUGGCAGAUGUAAGAGCCUUUGUAGCAUGUUAAUAGCCCCUGCUAAGUUUUGGGUUUGUUUAUCACUGAUAUAGUAGUUCUUCCUGUUUUAUGAUCUGUGUUUUUAAUUGUGGUUUUAAUUAACUGUUAUAUCCUGACCUGGGGUUGCUUUGUAAUGAAGGGCAGGUUAAAAAUAUUUUAAAAUAAAUAAAUUGGUAACACCUGGA